AUGAAUAAUAUAAGUAAAAAAAUAAAUAAAAAUACUUCGAUACAAUACCAAAAUGAAAAUAAUGAAACAAAUAAUUGUACUUUUUUUGAAUUACAAAAUAAAAACGAAAGAAAAACUGACAUAGAAAAUAAUGACGAAAAUGAUUCGUUAGAUAAUUUGACUUAUAUUAACAAGUAUUUAACAUCCAUUUUUGAUCUAGAAAAUGAUGAUGACUCUUCAUCAAAUGAAAAAGAUUUAAAAAGUAUUAACGUAAGUAAUGAUUUUAGAAAAACUGUUUCUCAUUUUCAAACAAAAAAUAAUAAUGUUAAUGUUGAAUUGGAACUAGAUAAUACAUAUGAAUAUGAAACUCUGGAAAAAGAAAAUGAACAAAAUUUUAUUUCUCAAACUAAAACAUUGAGUAUGGAAAACAAUGAUUUUUUAUGUAAAGAUAUAAAUUUUAGCAAUGAAAAUAACUUAAAAUUGAAAAAAUCCAGAACAUAUUUAGAUGAAACAGAACGGAAAUUUUUGGAAAAAGAAAAAACAUUAAAUCAAUUUUAUUCGUUUAACAAAAAUUGUAACAUGAAAAAAAACGAGGAAAACUUCAAUUUUCCAUUAAAUUAUAAUACAAAUUCUACAAAUAAAAGGUGUGAAAUGGCAGAUUCAUUUUAUGAAGAUAUUGCAAAAGAAAACAAUUUAAUUAAGAUGGAUGAUAAUAUGCUGAAGGAUAUUUUAUUUUCUUUGAAUAAGAAAAAUGCACAGGAAUAUAGUGUAAACACAAAAAAAAAGUCAGUAAGUAAUGCAAAUAAUAAUGAAAUGUAUGAAGAAGAAAUUAUAAAAAAUAAAAAAGAUGUGUUAAAUCAUAAUAUAAAUCAUCCACUUAAAUACAGUAAAGAAUUUAUUUAUAGUUAUUUCAGUAAUCAAUGUAAUAUGGAUAAUGAAGAAUUAAAAGAGGCAUUCAAUAUUGAAGAGAACGAAGUAACAGAUAUAAAAUCGAAUUUAUGUAAUAACACAAAUAACCAAUUUCAAGAUUCUGUAAAUGGAAAUGAUAAAGAACGUAAGAAAAUUGAUAAUGAAAAAGAUUUUAACAUUUAUGAAAAAAAUAGAAAUUCAUAUUCAGAUUUUUAUUAUACAAAUGAAAAUAGUAUUUUAAAUGAUAAUUUUCACAAUUCUUAUAUAAAAAAUACAAAAGAAAAUAAAGAUGGAAUUUCUAUAAUUUUUGGAAAUUCAGAAGUGUGCGAAAAUAAUUCACAUUUUUCCAGACAGUUUAAGGAUAAUUUGAACAGGAAAAUGGAUUAUAAUAAUUUUUCUCAAAUAAGUAAUAAUUGUGAAUGUUUUAAUUUAAAUAAAAAUUAUAUUUUUACUUUAGAUACACAUAAAAAAAAAAAUCCAAUGUGCCAUAGCCAGUUAAAUCAAAAUGAAGUUUUCAUAUCAAAUGAAAGUGGUAUGGAUUGCUUUAAUAUGUGCAACACUAACUCUAAUGUGAAAAAUAAUACUCAGAAAAAAAAUUCUUCAAAUAAUGUAGAUUUAAUGAAAAAUCCUUUGAAAUAUAACUCAAAACUUCAACAAAAUAAAAAUGAAAGGAAAAAAGAAUCUGUCGAAGAUAAUAUGAGCGCUUCAAAUUCUGAAAUCAGUUUUUCGAAAAAUCCUAUUUUAAAUAUGAAUAAAAUAUAUUUAUAUGAAUUAUAUAAGAAUUACGUAGAAAAUAAUUUUAACAUAAAAGAUAAUGAUUCAGAAAUACAUCAGAGCUUAUUAACAUUUUUAAAUAAUGAAAUUAAUAAUAAUGGAACAUACAGUAUUAAUAAUAGUAUUACAACAAAUUCUAAUAUAGAUGUGACACACUCAGAAAAUAAAAUAUAUAAUUAUAAAAAUGAUAACAAUAGUGAUUUAUCUUUUCAGAAUAAAUGCGAUGAAUUACAUAAACAUGCGAAUGGAAAUAACAUUGCUAGAAAUAUUAAUGAUAGAAAUUACAUUGGGAAUAUAAACUUAAACGAAAUGUCAUCAAAUGUUGUAUUAGAUAAAAAUAAUUUUAAUUUAGAUAAAAAUAAUUUAAAAUAUUUACUUAAUUAUAACAUAGACUCAAAUAUAAAUAAUAAAAAUUCUAUAAAAGUGAAUUCAUUUAAUGAAACAUUUAAGGGAGAUGAAAAAAAUAAAAGCGUAACGUUUGAUACUUUGAAAAAUAAGAUUAAAAAUUUAUUAGAAUAUGAAAAAAACGAUGAUCUAUUAAGUGAAUAUAUUAUAGAUACAUUGAAUGAUUAUAAUAAAAGAAAGUAUAACACUGAUAAUAAUAUAUGUAAUGACAGUUUUAAAAUUAAUGAGAAAAUAGAACCUUUGAAUAAAAGAAAAGCAGAUUACUCAGAAAAUAGUGAUAUAAUAAAUCAUAAUUCGUAUAAUUUAAACAGGGAAUUGAAAGAAAUAGAAUGUGAUCAAAAUAUUAAUGUACUUCAAAAUAUGGAAAGUAAUGAAACAAAUAAUUUUGACUAUAAUUGUAUACAAAACAGAAAUAAACUACACUAUGAAAAUACGAAUGAAAAUGUUCCGAAAGAAACAAUUUUGGAUAACAUUUUACGUGAGAAUAAAUCGAAUAUGUGUAAUUCAUAUAAAAGCAUUAAUAUUAAUGAUUUAAGUUUAUUAUUAAAUAAUGACUUGGUAAAUAAAAACAGUAAUCAGUACACUAAUAUGAAAAAUAUUAGAAGCAACGAUAAAGAAAAUUGUUUAAACCAUUGUGAUGAAUUUAAUAAAAUGAACGAACUAAUAAAUUUACCAUUUUCCAAUUCAUUGUUAUUAAAUUUUGAAAAUAAUAACCAAAGAAGAAAUUUUAGUGCAGAUGAGAUGAUAAUUAAUGAAAAGGAUAACAAAUUUAACUCUUAUAUAGAACGCUUCCAAAUGUUAGAAAAAAAAAGUUUUAGAAAUAAAAAGACAUUAAAUUAUAAUUAUAGUCAGGAAAAUCCCUUCGCACAUAAAUUAAAAGAUUUAAAAGAAGAUGAUAAUUUAAAAAAAAGUAAGAAUUUAUUGAGCAAGAAAAGUUUCAAUGUAAAAGAAGAUAAAAAUGAAAAUACAAAAAAAGUUCAUUAUGAAAAAGCAAAAGGUUCUACGUAUAUAAAAAAUAAAAGUAAUAUUAUUGACAAAAAUAGCUUAGAAAAUAAUUUUAUAGAUAAUAAAUUUGAAAAUAAUAAUGUUAUAUCUAAUUCAAAUUGUGUAAAAAAUGGAGAAAAGGAGAGGAUAUUUGAAUAUUUACAAAAGCAUUUUAAUUAUAAUAAAUUCAGUGAUGACUAUACAAAGGGUAAAUACCAAAGCGAAAAACAUGAUUCUAUUCCUAAUAAAGAUGAUUACUAUCUAAAAAGUAAAAGUAUGUUUAAUGACAAAUAUAAAAAUGCAUUCGAAUUUUAUGAAAAUGAUUAUUUAAGGAAUGAAUAUAGUUUGGUAGAAAAAACAUAUAAUGAGGAAGAAAAAAAUAAUUUUUUGAGUUUUAAUAAAGAAUCAAAAUUCUCUUGCAGGAAUCAAAAAAAGUUUGAUAAAAUAUGGAAUAGAAAUAACUAUUUAAAAAAAUUUACUAAGACAUGCGACAAUAAUGAAGUAACAAUAGGUGAUAUUAAAGAAAAAUUAAAAAGUAAAAAUUCUAUGCCUAAUUUAAAAUCAAAAAAGCAAAGUAUGGAAAUAAAAGCAUUAACACUUGAAGAAAUGAAAUUAUUAUUAACUGAAGAAGAUCAAAAAGAUUUAGAAAAAUUAUUACAAUCACUUUAUGAUGACAGAAUAUUACCAUUAUUAUUUAAUGUAAAGGGUAGAGCAGAAGAACUUCAAUAUAAAGAUACAAUAAAAAACAAUAUUAAGACAGCAUAUAGUUUAUAUCCAGAAAAAUAUCAAAUAAAAAAAAAUGAUUCUGCUGAUGAUUAUAUAAUAUAUUUUGCUAAUAAAAAGGUACAAGAUGAUUAUUUUCUCUCCAUUAAUAACUUAAAAGAUAUCUACGAUCCAAGUAUUUGGAAGGAAUUUGAAAAAUAUUUAGAAGAAAUAGCUAAUUCGGAAAAUCCAAGUUUAUAUACUUUUUCGGGAGGAAGAUAUGGUAUGGCUAAAGAGUUGAAAAGGAGAAAUCUACCAUUUUUUAAAGGAUUAUACUUGGGUGAAUUGUGUCAUAUUGUUCAUAUAAGUACCAAUAAAAAAAUAAUAGCAUAUGAAAAUAAUUAUUUAAAACCAAUUUCUCAGUGCCAUAAAUAUACUAAUGCUAAAAUGGGUAUAGUUAAUACUAGUGGAACAGAUAUAGAAAAUUAUAUCACUACUAUGGAUGAAUUAAGACUUUAUUUGAAUAAAUUAUUGAAAUAUUAUAAAGGAGGAUUUAAUAUAUCUACACUAAAAAAAAAAUUAAAAAAUAGAUUUAACAAGCAAAUUUGUGAAAGUGUUUUUCAUUGUAUAAAAUUGAUAGAAGUCUUACAAUUAGAUGAACUAAAGGAUGUAUGCUCUGUAGAUAAGCAAUCAAAAAUUGUAAAAAGUGCUAAAGAUACAUUAUAA
This is a messenger RNA of Plasmodium gallinaceum, 4479 nucleotides long. RefSeq names its product conserved Plasmodium protein, unknown function. The record is from RefSeq and is a predicted model, not a curated record. The transcript has a single exon. Bases 1 to 4479 code for a protein of 1492 amino acids. NCBI's taxonomy places the organism in Eukaryota, Apicomplexa, Aconoidasida, Haemosporida, Plasmodiidae.